Molecule: messenger RNA, 823 nt
Organism: Pelagomonas calceolata
Lineage: Eukaryota; Pelagophyceae; Pelagomonadales; Pelagomonadaceae
Source: the annotation of a GenBank genome assembly
GGCUACCUAGAUUGGUGCUUGGUGCUUGUAAUCGAUAAAUCGCCGCCGCCGGGACGACAAGCAUAACCUGGCGUGAUUGAAAAUCAAUCCUUAUGGAUAAUGCUACAGCUAGCUCUCCUCUCCUGGACCUACCAGAUGACCUCCUGCUGCGCGUCCUAAUCGGCGUUCCACGCGCCGACCACGGCGCCACGGCCGCCGCUUGUCGCGCAUUUCGAGCGGUUAUAAGCGGCCCGCGAUUUCUCCGCCUGCGCCGAGAGUGGGGCUUUGCGGAGCGCGGCAUCGUCCUGGAGGAAUUGCCUCCGAUGCCACACGGCUGCAUGUGCGCGUCGUCGGGCGUCAUCGGCGACCAGCUGUUCAUCGUGGGAGGCUUCAUUCUAGGAGACAAUCAGUUUGGAAACCACACAAAUAUUUUGCAGAUCUACGACAUUUCCACUCGGACGUGGCGAUUAGGGGCGCGGCAUCCAGAAGUACCGUCCGGCGGCUGGCGGAUAUUUGUUGCUGACGGGAGGUUGUUUAUCGAAAGCCACGCAUUUUUUUACAAUUAUGACCCGCAGUCCGACACAUGGACCGACCUCGGGCGGCCGUUUUUCCGCGGAGAGUUUGACGAAACGUUUGUUUAUAGUCAUUUCUGUGAGUGCGUCCACAACGGCCGCAUCGUCUUCUUCUAUAGGGACGGCGUGGCAUGGGAGCGUGCCAACGACGGCUCGUGGUCACGCUACGAAGCCGUUGAACCCGAGGCAUUCCGCAACCUCAAUGGGCCCCUAGGAGCGUUUGGAUCCGUCCUCCUCGGCUAGCUAGAAGCUCCGUGUAAGAUUUCAACAUU